AUGUAUUUCCGAUUUGCCGAUUACGCUUUGCUUAUCGUGACGGCCGGUACUGGCGAGUUUGAAGCCGGUAUUGCCAAGAACGGACAAAUUGGUCAGCACUCCCUCCUCGCUUACACCCUUGGAGUUAAACAGCUUAUUGUUGGAGUCAACAAAAUGGACUCCACCGAGCCUGUCUACUCUGAAGCUCGUUUCGAGGAAAUCAAGAAUAAAGUCAAAAGCUACAUCAAAAAGAUUGGAUACAAUCCAACUUCCGUGCCCUUUGUCCCCAUUUCUGGAUGGAACGGAGACAACAUGUUGGAGGUUUCCGACAAGAUGUCAAUGGUAUGGAAGAUUGAGCGCAAUGAAGGAAACGCCGACGGCAAGUGCGUGAUUGAAGCUCUCGAUGCUAGAGGUGUUGAGGACCGACCAAGAAGUGGGAGGCCAAGGUCAAAACGGUCACCAAAAUUCCUCAAGGCACUGAAGAACCGAAUUCGUCGGAAUCCUCGCCGGACGCAAAGGAAAAUGGCCAUACAAAUGAACGUGUCAAGUACAACUAUGUCCAGGGCUCUUAAAGUGGACCUUGGACUUAAGGCUUUAAAACGUGGAAAGCAACACCUGCUCACUGCACGGCAAGUUAAAAAUAGAUUGGCCAGGAGCCGGGCGCUGAUCAAGCGGUACGCGGGUGAAAAAUGGAAACGGAUUUUUUUCACGGAUGAGAAGAUUUUCACGGUCGAGGCCAAAUACAAUAAACAAAAUGACCGGGUCUACGCCCAAUAA
Molecule: messenger RNA, 756 nt
Organism: Folsomia candida
Lineage: Eukaryota; Metazoa; Arthropoda; Collembola; Entomobryomorpha; Isotomidae
Product: elongation factor 1-alpha 2-like
Exons: 4
Coding region: 1-756 (251 amino acids)
Biological process (GO): translation; translational elongation
Molecular function (GO): GTP binding; GTPase activity; translation elongation factor activity
Source: RefSeq, a predicted model, not a curated record